GCCAAAGAAAAGCACAGGGUUAAUGCAAGAAGAAAACCAUGGAGGAGGAAAAAGAAAUAGAUCCGAAAUUAGAAGUACAAAUGAUCGAAGAAGUGGUAAUUAAGGAUUCUGUGCCAUCCGUCGACACGACGGACAAAAAGUCUCAAGCGUAUAAACAAUCAAACACUUAUGCCGCUAAAAAAACGGUCGCGCAAGGCAUGAUGGACGUUGCCUUAAUUACUGCCAAUGCGAAUCAAUUGAGGUAUCUAAUUGAGUAUCAACGGCAUAGCCCUACGUUCCUCAUCAUUUUGUCUUUGAUAAUUAUCAGUCUUAUGCUUCAGAUUGCUGUGGGAGUCAGUUUGAUUUUCAAAGGUCGCUUCGACAUAAAAGGACAGUCGAAAUCACUAAAUGCAAGAAGAAUCAAUAAUUACGUGGUAGUUGGGGUUUUUCUCAUAACAAUUAUAAAUGUAUUCAUAGCCGCGUUUAGUAUAUCUGUUCCCUCUACUUCACCACAAUUGAUACAAACAAUAGGCAAUGGCGUGUGAAUAAUUUGAAUAAUUAGGCAAUAAUUCAGUGGCUCUCUAUUCUUGCAUAAUGCGAUUUAAAAACGGCCCUUUUGUAUAUGCGUAAAACUGAUGUAGUUAAGUUUUUUAUACUUUUAUAUACAUAGUUGAUAAGAUAAUGAAUAUUCUGUUGAAAUUUUAUAUUAAAAUAUCAUUAGAUCUGUAAA
This is a messenger RNA of Osmia lignaria (orchard mason bee), 709 nucleotides long. Its product is annotated as ninjurin-A. The record is from RefSeq and is a predicted model, not a curated record. Lineage: Eukaryota; Metazoa; Arthropoda; Insecta; Hymenoptera; Megachilidae. Gene Ontology annotation, cellular component: membrane. Gene Ontology annotation, biological process: cell adhesion; tissue regeneration.